This is a messenger RNA of Cydia pomonella (codling moth), 1063 nucleotides long. RefSeq names its product neuropeptide SIFamide-like (gene SIFa). Lineage: Eukaryota; Metazoa; Arthropoda; Insecta; Lepidoptera; Tortricidae. The record is from RefSeq and is a predicted model, not a curated record. The transcript has 3 exons. Bases 503 to 715 code for a protein of 70 amino acids.
UGCUUUAUACUUAAAGAUAGAAAUUCUAUCUUUUUAUUAUUAUUGCAAUAAAACUGAACUGUUUAAUCUUAUGAAGUGUUGCGAUAAAGCGUUAGUUUGAAAAAUACUCAUUUAGAUUAUUAUAAUGUAAUAAUCUAUUCCCUACUCGUGUAACCUACAACUUCUUUGUGCAUUAUUUGUACUUAUUAGUGCAUUAUUUUAUACAAACUGUUGGAAGAAUUAAUCUGGAGAUAAAUUAAUAAGGUGUAAGUACUUUAGUUGGUCAAGUGUUUCUAUAAGCUAGACAUCCAAUCUUCAUCCAUAAUAAGAUCAUGCCGGGAAAUAUAACACAAAUUAGUGAUAAUAAAUAGGAAGGAGGAUCCUCUUAGCUGUAGUAUAAAAUGGGGUACAAGGCGGUAUCCCAUAUCACUCUGCUUCUGUGCUUCUAAGCUUUAAGUUAUCUAGUUAAAGAAGAUAAAAAUUUAGAGUAAUCUAUAAGAAAAACUGUAAAUUGUUAUUCACGAUGCAUGCCUUCAUCACUCUUUGCUUCCUGGUUGUCGUCAUGUGUGCUUUCCAUUUCACUGAGGGAGCAUACAAGAAGCCGCCAUUUAACGGUUCCAUUUUCGGAAAGCGGGGCUACGUUGAAUAUGAUUCAACAGGAAGAGCCUUGUCUGCCCUCUGUGAAAUUGCCUCCGAAACCUGCCAGGCGUGGUAUCAAACCUUGGAAAAUAAUUAAUUUUAUAUAAUCUAUUCGAUUCAAAAUCUCUUAAAAAUAAUCAGUAUACACCAUGCCUUCUCAAUAUUCAAAUCAUACUUACGCAUUACGACAUUUGUAAAAUAUGUAUUUGAGCCGAGUUCUUAUGUAAAAAUUAAUAUAAUUAUUCUGUAGUCCAGUUAACUCUAUAGUCUUUUAUCUCUAAACCGUUUUUUUUACAAUUUUUUUUUUAAAUUAUGAACCAUUUUAUCUAAGCUGACACUGGACAAUAGGGAUAUUGUAUUCCUUGUUUUAUUUUUAAGGCAAUGUAUAAAAUAAAAUGAUGAUGUAAUAUAAUGACUAAAAGAUAAAUAAAGAAUAUCAAAAUAU